Molecule: messenger RNA, 1654 nt
Organism: Orbicella faveolata
Lineage: Eukaryota; Metazoa; Cnidaria; Anthozoa; Scleractinia; Merulinidae
Product: organic cation transporter protein-like
Biological process (GO): transmembrane transport
Cellular component (GO): membrane
Molecular function (GO): transmembrane transporter activity
Source: RefSeq, a predicted model, not a curated record
UGCAAAAUAAUAGUAGUUCUACCAUCACACGUUCCUAGUGACAACGGAACGUACUAAUCUGCAAGUGUUUACGAAAGGUAAUCGCUGUAAGAGAUGCAGCCAGUAGUUUACACUAUGGCCCUAAUUCUGCAAUGCUGCUCAAGAAGCGUACAAAAGAAGGACGAAUUCUUUGAUGUGUUGGCUGGUACCGAUUGAUCCAUAACACGGACUUGAGGCUGCGUGUAGUUUCGCUGAUAUGCCUUUGUACACAAUUUCAUGUGCUUUUGUAAAAAGUGUUACGGGUGGAUGAACAUGUUGACCAACCCCCACACGUCAUUCGAAAAGGCAAUCAACCCCUCUAAGCCAGACACAUCAAAGAACAUCCAAAUCACAUUUUCUCAUGGUACGUUUUAGCCAGAGUUCAUCACCCUUGGAUGAAACGAAGAAUCACAGAGGAAAUUCACGUCGCACGCUUCCAUCCCGAACUUAACAAACAAGUCUAGUUUAUGUGGAGAAGAAAAGGUAACGCACUUUUGGGGAUAAAAAACGUUAAGUUUUGACCUAAACGAUUGCGUUACGAGCCCGUGUAUAAUGUGAUAGCUCCCAGUGGCAACAAGCAGAUCAUUCCUACGAGAUCGCGUGCAUUUCUAUCCAGUGGACGCUCGACUUUGGUGAGUAGCGUAGCAAAUGGAUCCCUCUACUUUUGGCAGGUGCGGAUCCAUACCGGUUUCCAUCGUUUUCGCCAAUCGGUGAAAUUUCUCAGAAUGAUUCAGAAACCCAAGAAAGGGAACUUAAGGGAGUUAAAAUCCAAAACAUUUCCUGAAAGAGCAUGGCCCCGGACUAAAUGCUUUUGCCUUCGGCACUCGUUCUUGCCGAACUCCUGUAGAUCCGCGCCUGUUUCGCAAUGGCACUAACCACGGACCAGGUUUUCGAGAAGAUUGGCAGCUUUGGACGCUACCAAAUCGUCCUCAACAUAUUUUUUAACUUGUGUUUCGGAUUGUGGUGGGGCGUUCCAAUUAUGGUUAUGGUUUUUAUUGCGUCCGAGCCCAGCUGGAAGUGUAAAAAUAACUCCACUUGCCCCUUCACGAAAAGAAUUAGCAUCAGAGACGUCGACGAUUACAAAUUCAGAUGUAAAAUUCCCAGGGAAGAUUGGGAGUACGUUGAUGACUUCACUUCAGUUGUCACUGAGUUUGACCUUUUCUGUGACCGAGGUUCGCUGGGAUUCGUCUCAACGUCUGUGUUUUUCGUGGGGUUCUUUGUUGGCAGUAUUGUUGUGAGUCCGCUCUCUGACAAGUUUGGCAGGAAACGCCCACUCUUCAUAUGUGGAUUUUUCUGCUGGUUAUUUAGUUUUGUUUCCGCUUUCGCUCCAGCAUUUUGGUUUUUUGCUCUUUGUCGCGCCAUCGUGGGUUUUAUGGUUGGAGCUUACCAUAUCGCAGUGUUCGUGUUGGCAACAGAGUUUUCUGGAAUACGCCAUCGGGGUAUCGCGGGAGCUCUUGUUUGGCUUGGGAUUCCUUUGGCAACCAUAGUUUUAUCAGGGUGUGCACAUGCCAUCAGAGAAUGGAGACUGCUCACCAUUGUCACUGGAGCUCCUGGGAUUCUACUUGUAGCCGGCUACUUGUGAGUUAAAAGAGAAAAGGGGUUUUGUUUCUUAACCCUGCAUGAUAAAAAAAAAAAA